ACAAACUCGUCCUAGUUUGUGGGCAGACUGUGCAAGUACGCGCACAAGGUGCGAAGAUGAUGUUUUGCCGUGACGUCUGCCAUGACCAGCGACAGUUUUUGCUGCCUGACUCCUGAGAUAUCAUCCAUAUCUGGAGAGCAUCGCAUCACAAGUUGCUGCCUCAAGUUCUUGAAACUGGAUAGAGGUUUUAAUUAGAUCAAGCACAUGCGGAAGGAAACAUAUGGUCGGGUUGAAAUUCAAUCAAUAGUGUAAUGCCCCCAAUAUCAGUAAGCUGACUGUUGAUGAUUCAACAUUCCUGUGUUACACAAGACAGUGACAAGUGGUGUUGUCAACAUGGCCGCCAAAGGAUCAGACGUGCGGCAAAGACAAAAAUCACAAAGAAUCUCAACAGUUGUGAAUGGAAAUGGAAGAAAGAUCAAAGAGGAGUCUGCUAAUACCUCAGCUGGAAAUUUGACAAGUUUUGCAAACAUUCUCAGUUUUCUUGUGGGUGUUUUGUGUAUGGUGGUAGCUGGAUACAAGCAUGCCUGGUUGCAGUUUAUGCUGCAAGAAACAACACUUUGGUUCUCUAACAUUCAGGAGGUUGAGAGAGAAAUCUCCUUCCGAACAGAGUCAGGACUCUAUUACUCCUAUUACAAACAGAUGCUGCAUUCCCCUUCAAUCCAAACAGGUUUGUAUCAGCUGACCCAUGAUAACCACACAGAGCAUGGUCAUGAAAUCAACCUGUUGGAGAGAAUGAACAUCUAUCAGGAGCUUAUUCUUAGUAUUAUCUACAAGAUUCUACCCAUCAAGAAUAUGGUUGAGCCGAUAUACUUCUAUCUGUACAGUAUCUUCAGCCUUCAGGCUGUGCUGGUUUGUGCCCUGUAUGUGACAGCCUGGCUGCUCAGUGGCUCUUGGCUUGGAGGAAUCCUCACUGCCUGCUUCUACAUAUUCAACAAAGAUGAGACAACUCGUGUGGCGUACACAGCUCCUCUGAGGGAACACUUCUCUCUUCCUUUCUUGUGGGUGCAGAUAGCUGCUAUAUCCUACUUCUUCCGACCUUCUGUGUCUGCCAAAUGUGAAAAAAUCUCCACAGUUGUGAUUGUAUUUGCUAGUUUUUUCUUCACCCUGGGCUGGCAGUUUAACCAGUUCAUCCUCUUGCUGCAGGCCUUCACUCUGUUUGGGGUGUGGAUUCUAGAUAUGGUCCCUCUCUACAAGGUGCGGACAGUGAUGGUGGCCCAGGCAGGAUCGCUUCUCACAGUCUGCUUCCUCCAGUUCCUCAACAAGAUGAUCCUGGGUUCCCUUGUGCUUAGUUUUAUUCCUGCAGCCCUUAUACUCAUGACUCUCAAGGGAGAGAAACUGGUAGCUUGCAGUGUGGCAGUCCGUAUUGCUAAAGUGAUCUUCUACAGUGUCUCAGUAUUGGUACUUAUGUUACUACUCAACAUGGGGAUCAAGUAUGCUAUAAACCUUGAUGCUGAUGAACAUAUAUUCAAGUUCCUUCUUGCCAAAUUUGGAGUAAGCUAUGCUAGAGACUUUGAUUCUCGUCUGUACCUAUGUAAUGGUCAGAUGUUUAACUUCCUGCCCUUCUCCACCAUUGAGAAGUUAACAGGAGGUCUAGUCCUGCCCAUCUACGUGUUUGUUCACUUUGUCCUCCUGCUUAUAUUGGCCAUUGCUGUGCUGCAAAACUGGAGUAACAAUGUGCACGACAGUUCAGUUACUAAGGACCACCCGGUUGCUAAGAAGAAUCAUCUGCUGAGUAACAGACCAGAGCUGGCCUUCCAUUCCAUUCAGUGUCUGUUGUUUGGAGCCUUGGCUCUGACCACGCUGAGGAUGAAAUACUUGUGGACACCGUACAUGUGCAUACUGGCUGGGGCGGGGAUCAGCGACUACAAGGCUUGGAGGUUCUUACUAGCCAGGUGUAACAUGCCAGGAGCUAUGGUUCAACUAGUGCGUCAUUUUGUCACUUUAAUUGUCUUGGUUGCAUUAUUGGCUCUGGCAUUGCCCCCAGUAUUACAAGAGCUUGAGGAUCUGAAGGAAUUCUGGGAUCCAGACACUGUAGAGCUGGUAGAGUGGAUUAAGAAAGACACCCCCAAAACUGCUGCAUUUGCAGGCAGCAUGCAGCUGUUAGCCGCGGUCAAGCUGUGCACAGGUCGGCCAAUUACUAAUCACCCUCACUACGAAGAUAAGCAUCUCAGAAAGAGGACCAAGGAAAUUUAUCAGAUUUAUGGGAAGAGAAAAGUGGAGGAUGUGUAUGAGAUUUUGAAGAAGUACAACACAGGUUACAUAAUCCUUGAGGAUAGCAUCUGUCUGGCCCCUUCCCAAGAUGGCUGCCGACUGCCAGAUCUCAUUGAUGUGGACAAUGGCAUGAUUCCUGACAGUGGGAAGAAAGAGCCUGGCCUGGUCUACAGCAGGGUACCUCGUUUCUGUGACCAGAUUCGCUUUGGGGGUCAAGACUUUGCCAAAUACUUCAAAGCUGUUUUUACAAACAAAACAUUUCGUGUGUACAAACUUAUGGAUGGUUAGACGGACCAGAAGUUCUUCCAUAAGCCCUAGCAAUCAUUUCCCACUGAGUCGACUUACUGAUAUGAUUAUAUGUCCUAAUACUAUGAUGUGAGAACAUUGUAAGCAAAGAGAUCAAAGGUUAUAAAGCUUUAUUUAAUGAUGUUAAUGCAUUUUAUUUAUAUGUGCCAUUGUUUUACCUAUAAUAUAGUCUGUGCACAGCUUUCAUGCCAAUUACAUACGUUUUUUUGGUUGUUUUUUUUUUUAAUAUGCUUUUUACAAUUUUGCUUUGACAGAUUUCAUUGCAGUUUUUAUUUGGAUAAUAUACCUGGAAGGAAAAAAUUUCUGUGUACUUUUUAACUACAUCUAAUCAUGAAUGUUGUCUUUUUUAGUCAGCUUUAUUCUGAAGGCAUUUAUUCAGGUGUUUGUUAAUGUGGCUGACUGGCACAAAAAGUCUAUACACACUGGGUCUUAAGCAUUGUUUAUUCUUAUCAAAGGUGUUGCCUUGAAUCCAAAAGCAAACAAGUACAUGUGAAUGAAAACUAAGGAAAAGGUUUCUUUUGUACCUCCUCUGAUUCUGAAUGAAAACACCUGCUAGUCUUUUCUGAGUUAUUAGCUCUCUUUUCCUAGGUCACAUCAUUUUGACCUGUAUUUUCAGGUCGCCUAAAACACAACACAUUAUGCACCAUGUUCCACUGUGUGAUUGUCAUCACAUGGUGUCAUUUUAGGUGUCAUAUAUCAGCAAAAUUGCAUAACUAGACACUGGGUUGAUGUCAUAAUCCAAAGUUUCAUUAAUUAACAAGCAGCCAGCAUAUAUUACAUGUAACUAGUAUAAAAAUACUAUGAAUUGCCAUAAUGCAAGCCAACAGUAGUGCUAAUAAUGCCAUUAACUUGUGAUAUCUGAGACUAAAAUAGACAUCUAUCUGAAUCCCUGGUGAUAACAGGUCUAACAUUCUUUGAAAUCCCUUGCUUCUUAAAGUAAAAGAAAGCUAAAAUAAGGAAUAAGUUCAUCAUACAGACAACUGAAAACUAUGCAUAAAAAUACUUUCAAUUUUUCUUUUCAGAUUUUUUAAGAGGGUUGAAAAGCAGUCAAAUAUUUGAAUACCAUAAGGAGCUUUAUGAGCCAUACUCACAGUAUUAUGGACCUCACAACACCUUUUUCUUUCUUCCUGAUGUUCACCAGAAGGAAGGAAUUUUAGGGAACAUUGUUUCAGUAAUCUCUUACUCAUAGAUAAAAAGAGUUAUUCCAACAUUCAAUGUCAUGCUUAGAGUUGGAUAAACUUCUGGUGACAUCAGAGUUCCUAACCUCAGAUAGUAUUUUCCAUAAAGCCCACCUUAGAAUUCAAAUGUUUAAGUGCCUUUAACUCUUUUCACCAAAAUCUAAAAACAUAAAUGAAAGUGUGCAUGUAUGCAUAGUUUUAAGUGGUCUAUUUAGUGAUGCCUACUUUGAAUUUUAGAGGUCUUUUCCUUUGAAGUAAGAAAAGCCAUAAUAAUGGAAAUAAUUUUGUAGUAUGGUGAUAACGCUACUCUGUCUAUGCUGAAAAUUUGCUUUUGUAUUUUUGUGCAAGGUGUUUAAUUUUUACGCUGUGAUAAUUGUCAAAAAUUUCAUAGACGUUUUAAGUGUUUUUUGUAAUGAGUUGAAAAUGUUUCUGUGUAAAAAGAAAUGAAAGGUUUAAUAAUUUACUAUGCUGAUGCAUGAUGAGAAGCUCAUUAGGACAUGUCCGGCUGUUUUUUCCAUAAUUCUGCUCACUUGUACAAGUUAAACACUCAUGGUUUAGGCACUGAUGUAAAGUCAUGUUUUGUUUUGAAAAUGAUGCAACCAUAAAAAGGAUCGGUAAUCAGUAAAAAAUAUGUAGUUUUUCAACACAUUCAGUAAAGCUUUAAGGUAGAGUGUACUUUAAGCACAUUAUAAACUGUGAUUUGAAGAAACAUAACAUGUUCAUUUCUAUUAACUAAUUUGCUGACCAACAGCCAUUCCAUUGUUCACGACGCAUGAUUAUCACCGUCAUCCAAUGAUUUCCCUGUGUAUUAAUGUCCAUCUCAUGAGUUGCUUUGAAUGUAGCUAUCUUUGUCGUUUAAUACCCUUAUGUCCGAGGUCAAGAUAGUUUAAAACUUCCUUUGAAACAGUUUCAUGUCAGACUUUCAGAUGUCAUGUGGCAGUGGAAAUUUCAAUUAAACCCACAGCUGCUAUAGCCUACUUUGGCUCUAGAAACCUUAGUUUAUGGCAACAAUUUACCGAUGUCCAUAUACCGGUAAUAUAAGAUGAAAAUCCCGAACUACUAGUAUUAACUAUUGCAACUUUAUAUCAACCAGACCUGGUGAAAAGUUUUAUGUAUUGGAUGGAAACUUUAUUUGACAAGACUCCGUAAUCAUAGAUUGUAUGCAAGUGUCGGAGGAGUUUCCCUGGACUUUUCUGUAUGAACAUGCUGAUGUGGGUUAAGCCCAGUUAUUGAAGUAUUACAGUUGGUGGCACAAUACAACAAUUAUGUC
This is a messenger RNA of Liolophura sinensis, 4965 nucleotides long. Its product is annotated as protein C-mannosyl-transferase DPY19L3-like. Bases 334 to 2499 code for a protein of 721 amino acids. NCBI's taxonomy places the organism in Eukaryota, Metazoa, Mollusca, Polyplacophora, Chitonida, Chitonidae. Gene Ontology annotation, cellular component: nuclear inner membrane. Gene Ontology annotation, molecular function: mannosyltransferase activity. The record is from RefSeq and is a predicted model, not a curated record. The transcript is spliced from 18 exons.